Messenger RNA from Bipolaris maydis ATCC 48331, 465 nucleotides. RefSeq lists its product as uncharacterized. Lineage: Eukaryota; Fungi; Ascomycota; Dothideomycetes; Pleosporales; Pleosporaceae. The record is from RefSeq and is a predicted model, not a curated record.
AUGACUGGCGCACACUCUGGUCCCGGCCUUGGCGAUGCCAUCCGCAAGGGUGUGAACAUGGUUCAUGGAACUGGCGAAGCCAUCCGUGGCAAUGCAAUGUCCAUGGUCGACGAAGCAAGCGGCGACAAGGCGAGCGCAUUCAAGAACCAAGAGAUUGCCAACAAGGGAGUUGAUGAAUGGGACAGUGGCUACCGGGGUCAUGCCACAAGUGCUGGUGUUGCUCCUACCAAUACCACUUCCACAUCUACAAACUACGGCCCACACGACUCCAACAUUGGUAACAAGCUGGACCCAAGAUUUGAUUCAGACACAGACCACAGGGGAACAGCAACCAACUCUACCAAUGCUGGUCCCCAUUCGACCAACAUGGGCAACAAGCUUGACCCGCGCUUCGACUCUGAUCAAGAUCACCGAGCUGAUCCUACUUCUACAAUUGGUGGUACGGGAUACGAUGCACGCAGAUAG